ACAAUAAGCGCGAUCUGUCAAGGAUCUUUCUCUUCCGGCUAUGUUCAUUUGGAAUGUUUUAAAGGACGCCAGAAAAGAAAUUCGCUUAUUCCUUCUUUCCUUCUUCCAUACCUUCACGUUCCCUAAUACUUUCAGCGUUGCUGGUCAGCGUCAGAUACCUCCAGAUACCACGUCAAGACCUUAUAAUUAUCAAACGUCUUUUUACCGGUUGUCAUGCGUGGGGUUAUCUACAAAUGCCAUUAUGAAGGCUGCGUCAAAUUCUUCUCACGCAAAGGAGAUCUUAAUCGACACACUUUAAUCCAUACCCAAGACAGGCCCCAUAUUUGCUCUACCUGUGGUAGAGGAUUUUCUCAGGCGUCUGGCCUCAAGACGCAUCAAAACGUUCAUACGGGAGACAAGCCGCAUUUGUGCACAUACGGUUGCGGGAAAGCCUUUGGCGAUCCUUCCUCUUGCUCCCGUCACGUCAAGGAAAUCCAUGAGACCACGAAUCCCUACCGUUGCCCAGGAUCCAGAUGUCAGACUAGCAUCAAGCGCCGCGGUAUGUUCAUCCAGCACUUGCGGAAGAAGCAUCAGCUGUCACGAGAGGAGGCUGAAGCUCACGCCGAUCUGUUGGAGGGCGCCACUCACCCGGUCCAUCGUGGACGGGGUAGGCGCGGUCGCCGUGCAGGCUCGAUUUCGCCUUCUUCUUCUUCUUCAUCAUCUUCAUCUGCAACGUCUGAAGAAGCCGCGCCUCUUAUCCGACUUCCGGACGCGACGUUGUCGGAAUAUGUGCCCCAGCCCACAGUGCCUUCUUACGGUCCUCCGCAAACCUUUUCAAACUACCUUACUGUCCCUACGUAUGGUAUUUCUAGGCACACUUCGCCUCUUUCCCUUGACCCCGGGAUGGUAUACGGCUUGACUCCUUCACGAUCUUCGUCCCAGACACCUUCACUUUCAUUUUCUCCGUGUCCUUCUCCCUGCACCAUCUACUGACGGGUAUCAGACUCCCCCGAUGCCCAUGCGUUGGACUCAACCAUGGAUGCUGAACUCUCCUAUCCUGUCGCUGUUCCUAUCGAUGAGGCGGAUUAUGGUGCGUAUCAAGUUCUCAAUGCGCAGGACGCCCCUCUCCUCUUCGGCAUGUGGGAUCUAGCACCUA
Molecule: messenger RNA, 1135 nt
Organism: Desarmillaria tabescens
Lineage: Eukaryota; Fungi; Basidiomycota; Agaricomycetes; Agaricales; Physalacriaceae
Exons: 6
Coding region: 214-972 (252 amino acids)
Biological process (GO): regulation of transcription by RNA polymerase II
Cellular component (GO): chromatin; PcG protein complex; transcription regulator complex
Molecular function (GO): DNA-binding transcription factor activity, RNA polymerase II-specific; RNA polymerase II cis-regulatory region sequence-specific DNA binding
Source: RefSeq, a predicted model, not a curated record